AGUACGUUGCAUAACUGUUCUCGAAACGGUUCCCUCCCUCCAUCUCAGCUGCUGAUUGGUUUUAUAAGCGGGCUUGUCAGACGUCACAACGGGGGUUACUGUUGUGCUAGGUAGCUAGCCUGAGUAAUACCAGGCGCCGUUUUAUAUAUAUAAUUUUUUUUCCCCAACUCGAGUUUUCUAUUUCUACUAUUUGGCUAAUGUUGGAUAGACCAGCAUGGAUUUCGACGAAUUGUUUAGUGAACGAGCAUUUCAGUUUUCUGACUUUCAGGAGUUUACGUUUCUUCCUGGACAUCAGAAACUGUCAGAGAGAGUGCGGAAGCGAUUGUACUAUGGCCUGGAGCAAGACGGGUCUCCAGAUUCCCUUUCCUGUCCUGUUACAGAUAUUGCUGUGGAACUCCUUCAGAAAUCUGCCCCGAGCCCAAUUCGAAAACUGCACAAGAAAUAUGCUGCUCAUGUCGCGAGGGAGGCGUGCAUCUCUCCAUGUGCCAUGAUGUUGGCCCUGGUCUACAUCGAAAGGCUACGACACAGGAACCCCGAAUACCUGCAAAAGAUCUCCUCCUCGGACCUCUUCCUUAUCUCCAUGAUGGUUGCCAGCAAGUAUUUGUACGACGAAGGGGAGGAUGAGGAGGUGUUCAACGACGAGUGGGGGGCAGCUGGGAAACUGGACGUCCAGACUGUCAACACCCUGGAGAUGAAUUUCCUCGACGCCAUUGAGUGGAGCCUCUUCACUGAGCCCGGGGACUACUUUGGCAUACUGAAUCAACUCGAAACCAGUAUUGCAGAGAAGCAGGGGAUGAAGCGAGGCUGGUUCACCUACACCGACCUCUGUGUGCUACUGGAGCAGGCGGCGUGGCGACAGGCUCUGACAGCCAUCUACCUGCACUUUGCCAAGGUGACCUGCAUGCUGGGGCUGGUGUAUCUGACCAGUGUCGCGGGCCUUAUCGCCACCAGCCUCCCCAGGAGCAGCCAGCCCCUGGCCCCAGUCCGCCAAGUCCACCUGCUGAGCUCCAGCCUCUCUCCACCACCACUAGGCCUGCUCCCAGUCCCAGAGACCACCAGUCCAGCAUCCGACCUCCCUCGCUGCUGCGUCUUGGGCAACGACAGUCACAACCGCCGGCCUGGCACUCUGCACACCCACGACGACCACAACCACGGCUCGCCAACCUCCUCCCAGACCUCUAUACUGUGUCUAUGGGGCUCUAUCCUCACUUCGCUAAGCCACACUGACCCCCACCCCCAGCCUGACACUGAACCAGCCUUGUCCACCUCCUCUCUGCACUGCCCCGGCUGCCAGGUUACAGUGGGGAGCCUCCCUCCUGGCUCCAUCCAGUGCGGCGCACAGAACACCUCUGCUCCGCUACUAGAGCCUGGACACCCUGGCCACCCGGCAGCACCGUGGCUGGCCCCUGCCCCCCUCCUCUACGGAGCUGCCCCGAUGCUCCUGGACUCCCGUCUGACUGGCAUGGCACAGCUCCGUGUCGGACCCUGCUGCCCACAGUUCAUGCUGCCCAUCGAGAAAGCCCCAUCUCUCCUCAUGCCCAGCUAGAUGCAGACGGACAAAACAAGCCACUAUCGUUACCCUUCAAUGACGCCGGACUCCAAAUGAAACCAGCUGGUUUUUCAGAAUGCAUCCGUUGCAGUGAAAGGAAAGUGACAUUUUGUUUUGUAUGUGCUUUUGUUUGUUGCAUAUACUGUCUAAAUUUGAGAUGAGGGCCCAUAAAGGUGAGUAGCACAUUUUGUACAGUGGUUUUCCAGCUGAAUUGGUGUAAAUAAGUAAGAUGAACUCAUAACAGCGUGAGAUCUGAGUUCUGUGCUCAGGCACUUAUCUUUUCAAAUUUUUAUUUUUCAAAGGUUGGAUCACGCAGCUUUUCAAUGGGUGUUUCUAGAAGGUGUGUACAUGGCAAACUAAUAUUUCAUGUUUGGUUUAAAAAUACACAAAAAUAUGUCUAAGCAUGACUACCGUACUCACACAGCGUUUGUUACUACCUAAUCUUUAGCCUUGGGUACCAGAUUUGUUCGUGGAAUGAUGGAACAAACAGACUGGUACCCAGGCUACCUACACUUUACCUAUGUUUGAAAAUGGGGGGGGGGGGAAUGUGGGGGUUGGGCUAAGUCAUGUUGUUAGAUGGAAGAGUUCAGUUUUGAUGUGACAUCAUAGCCAUUUGAGAAUGUUGAGAAAGUAAGUUGUCUCCACAAAAGCAAGGCUGCUUUCUAAGUCAGUACUGUAGUGCUUUAAGAAGGGAGUCAAUUUAGCCUGGUGCCAGAUCUUUUUGUGCUCUUGCAAACUCUUGCUCUCCUUGUCAAGCCAAACAUUGCAUGACAAUGAGCGAGUGACUAGGAGUUGGAUUGAUGGCACAAACAGACUUACACUCAAGCUAGAGACAACUAGCUUGCCUACAUUUGAUUUGCCAUGGAGUCUUUGGGUCAUUAUUUUUCUCAGUUAUUGCAGUUAUUUUUAACAUAUUUAUGCUUUUUUGGGGGUUUGUUAAUAAUAACUAGACCAGCAAAGCCACAGAUGGCUACUGGUCCCUGCACUGAACAACAGUAGAGAUUCAUUUAUUUUUAUUAUUCCCGUGGGGGGGGGGGGGACGACGACAUUAAAUUCAUAUCUCAGUAUGGCUGCCCCUCAAGUCUUGUUCAUUAGGGCACAUCAUAGCGAAAUGCUUUAAACCGCUUUGCAACAGUAAACGAACAUUUGUUUCUGAACAUGACCCUGAACUCUGAUAGCACUGGGUGAGAUGCAACUCUGAGAGUGUAGCUUUUUUUUCAAUUUUUUUUUCAAGUAACUAUUUAUUUUACCAUGACAGAAUGCAGUGGCGCUCUCUGAUUUCAUGGUUUUCCAACAGAAUGCCACCCAACUGAAAUAGGUCAUAACCAUAAGCGUUUUGAAUACGAUGGCGCUUGACAUCAAACAUGAUUGUUUUGGAAAUGUAUCUAAUGAUUGCAAUUUUCAUCCAAUAACCUUUUCAUGGAAACCUAACAUCCUCAUAUGGGUGAGUUGUAUUGUGCAAAACACAAAUUUUCAUUAAAACAUUAUUAUUAUUUUUUUAAGAUCUGUUUUUCAAUUUUUUUCAAUUAAUUAGUAUCCCUCUUUAACAUACCCAUUUGGUUGGGGAGACCUGACCAACAGUAAAAGUCACUCAUACACCAUUUUGUCUUCUCUUCCUGCUCAAAAAUGGAAAAUGUCUUCUUUCUGCAUAGAAAUAGAAUUCCUCGAAUGGGGAUAUCCAUUCUUGAAUGGGGAUGUAAAUUCUAAGUCAUACUGUUUCUAUGUGUCUCAUCUUGGGAAAACAGUUAGCACUUCUCAUAUUUUUCUACUCAAGAUAAAUUCCCUAGCAAGAAACUAUGAUUAUUUCAACAUUUGACUUGGUUUUACAUAGACACGUUUCUAAAUAAAACCUUUUUCAAAUCGGCCUGAGAUUUUGAAGCAUGAAAUCCUUGAAUUUUGUAAACAAUGUACAAAACAUUCAAUGUGUAGAAAUCUGUAAUAAAAUGUUUGACCCUUAAAA
Molecule: messenger RNA, 3509 nt
Organism: Oncorhynchus kisutch (coho salmon)
Lineage: Eukaryota; Metazoa; Chordata; Actinopteri; Salmoniformes; Salmonidae
Gene: cnppd1
Product: cyclin Pas1/PHO80 domain containing 1
Exons: 8
Coding region: 215-1546 (443 amino acids)
Biological process (GO): regulation of cyclin-dependent protein serine/threonine kinase activity
Cellular component (GO): nucleus; cyclin-dependent protein kinase holoenzyme complex
Molecular function (GO): protein kinase binding; cyclin-dependent protein serine/threonine kinase regulator activity
Source: RefSeq, a predicted model, not a curated record